Melitaea cinxia (Glanville fritillary) is the source of this 1527-nucleotide messenger RNA. RefSeq names its product erlin-2-like. Gene Ontology annotation, biological process: SREBP signaling pathway. Gene Ontology annotation, cellular component: endoplasmic reticulum; endoplasmic reticulum membrane. Gene Ontology annotation, molecular function: ubiquitin protein ligase binding; cholesterol binding. The record is from RefSeq and is a predicted model, not a curated record. Lineage: Eukaryota; Metazoa; Arthropoda; Insecta; Lepidoptera; Nymphalidae. The transcript has 7 exons. The coding region runs from base 136 to 1101 and encodes 321 amino acids.
AUUUUAAAAUCGAUUUCUAUGUGAAUAUAACGAUUCCUUGAAACAACAUUAUCCGUAUUUUAAUACAAUAAAUCCGACAAAUCAAUAAUCAUACCACUAAUAGUGAGUGUUCAUUUAGAUUUUUGGAGUCCAGUCAUGGCAGAUCAGACAUCUAUGUUGGCUGUGAUUAUUUUAGCGGUUGGAGUGUCUGUGCACUUUUCUUUACACAAAGUAGAGGAAGGAUAUGUAGGGGUUUACUACAGAGGAGGAGCUUUGUUACCAGUUACGAGCCAACCAGGCUUCCACAUGAUGAUUCCAGUACUAACAACUUAUAAAGCAAUACAGACAACAUUACAAACUGAUGAAGUAAAAAAUGUACCCUGUGGUACAAGUGGCGGAGUCAUGAUAUAUUUUGAAAGAAUUGAGGUAGUUAAUAAGUUAGACCCUAAUAGUGUUUUAGAUGUGGUGCGUAACUUCACAGCAGAUUAUGACAAAACAUUGAUAUUUAAUAAGGUGCAUCAUGAACUGAAUCAGUUCUGUAGUGCACACUCGCUGCAUGAAGUUUACAUUGACUUAUUUGAUCAGAUCGAUGAGAAUCUCAGUACAGCAUUACAAAAUGAUCUCAACGAGUUAGCUCCAGGUCUAAAGGUGAAUGGAGUUCGUGUUACAAAACCAAAAAUACCAGAAGCUAUAAGAAAGAAUUAUGAACUUAUGGAGGCUGAAAAGUCAAAGUUCCUUAUUGCAGAACAACAUCAAAAGGUUGUUGAAAAAGAGGCAGAGACAGCACGAAGAAAGGCAGUAAUUGAGGCUGAAAAGGAAGCUCAUGUUGCUAAAAUACAAUACGAACAGAAGAUCAUGGAAAAGGAAUCUCUACAGAAAAUUGAACUAAUAGAAGAUAGUAUCCACAAAGCAAAACAACAAACCAAAGCCGAAGCAGAUUACUACCACCUUAAGAAGCAAGCAGAGGCAAAUAAAUUGCUUUUAACAAAAGAAUAUCUAGAACUGAAGAAAUAUGAAGCACUUGCAUUGAACAAUAAGAUAUAUUUCGGCAAUGAUAUUCCCAAUAUGUUUUUGCAAGCAAAUGUUGGUGAGAGUUUUUCUAAAAAUGUGCAGGUUGAAUGAGUGAUAAUAACUCUUUCAAGACCAAAACUAGUCAUACAAUAGUGCUUGUUCCGAAAAUAUGGUCUGAAAACAUUUAGUAAUUUGUGUGCUGUGUAAAAAGACUCUGGUAUACUAAUGUGAUUAAAUGACUUUGUAAUUGUUAGUUAAAUUGAUUAUAGUUACUGGCUCGCAUCUUAAGCGCUAAGUGAUCUCCAGAACAAUUGUUUUUAUGUCUCUAUUAAUAGUAUGAAGUAAAACAUGGGAGUGAGAAGAAUUUUUUUGGUAGGGAUUGCACAGUCACACAGCACACCUGAACUGACUCAUGCAUCUUUAGUGAUUUGUUACUCUUCCUUACUACAAGAGCAUUACAAGUAGAGUACUAAUUGGUCUACAUACUAUGUAAUUAUACUUAUUUCUUUAAUAAUUAAAAAGAUAAUUUUUUUUUAA